AUGAGAUCCCCAAUCUCCGCCAUCGUCCUCCUCCCGCUCGCCCUGAACGCCGCAACCGCCGCCCCGGCGGAAGACAGCAGCAGCCUCACGGCCCGCGGCAGUGGUGGAGGCAAGGAAGCCAACCCCAACCCUUGCCAGGUCCGCGUGUCCUACCCCUACUACAAGUUCCCUUGCGCGUCGAGCCCGGAGAACGGCACGUCCAUUCUCGGGGCGACGUUUACUUCGUUCUGUUACUAUGAGAACGGCGAGGAGUCCGGCAAGUGGUUCAAGACGCCCCGGGGAUGGGUUAAGGAUGAGGAUAAGCCCAGGCGGUGCGAUGGAUCGACUGUUGAGUGCGUGAUCUAG
Molecule: messenger RNA, 345 nt
Organism: Aspergillus aculeatinus CBS 121060
Lineage: Eukaryota; Fungi; Ascomycota; Eurotiomycetes; Eurotiales; Aspergillaceae
Exons: 3
Coding region: 1-345 (114 amino acids)
Source: RefSeq, a predicted model, not a curated record